AUGGCGCAGCGCGAGGAGGCGGCCGCCGGCCUCCGGGAGCAGGAGCAGGAGGAGGAGGCGGCCGGUCCGGGGACGCGCCUUCGGGGGCGCCGAGCGUCGGGGCGCCGCGGCUCAGCCUACCGCAUCAGCCGGCGGAGCUCGGGCGAGCUGGGCGUGCGGGUGGUGGCGAGCGCCGCGGCGGCCCCGGUGCCGCUCUCCCCGGCCGACGAGGGCCGCCGGCGGGCGCCGCCGCAGGAGGAGGAGGAGGAGGAGGAGGAGGCCGAGACGCGCGCCGUGGCCACCUCCCCCGACGGCCGCUUCCUCAAGUUCGACAUCGAGCUGGGCCGCGGCUCCUUCAAGACCGUCUACAAGGGCCUCGACACCGACACCACCGUCGAGGUGGCCUGGUGCGAGCUGCAGACCCGGAAGCUGUCCAAGGCAGAGCGGCAGCGCUUCAGCGAGGAGGUGGAGAUGCUGAAAGGGCUCCAGCACCCAAACAUUGUCCGCUUCUACGACUCCUGGAAGUCCUCUGUCAAGGGGCAGGUCUGCAUUGUGCUGGUUACGGAGCUCAUGACUUCAGGCACUCUCAAAACGUACUUAAAGCGUUUCAAAGAGAUGAAGCUGAAGGUUCUUCAGCGCUGGAGCAAGCAGAUUUUGCGGGGACUGCAUUUCCUGCACACCCGCUCCCCUCCUAUCAUCCACCGUGAUCUGAAAUGCGACAACGUCUUCAUCACGGGGCCUACCGGCUCUGUAAAAAUUGGGGACCUUGGCUUGGCCACACUCAAGCGUGCAUCAUUUGCCAAGAGCGUUAUAGGGACCCCAGAAUUCAUGGCACCAGAGAUGUAUGAGGAGAAGUAUGACGAAGCGGUGGAUGUUUAUGCUUUCGGCAUGUGCAUGCUAGAGAUGGCCACGUCCGAGUAUCCUUACUCAGAGUGCCAGAAUGCCGCUCAGAUCUAUCGCAAGGUCACCUCGGGCAUGAAGCCCAACAGUUUCUACAAAGUGAAGGUGCCUGAGCUGAAGGAGAUCAUUGAGGGCUGCAUCCGGAUGGACAAGAAAGAAAGAUACACCAUCCAGGAUCUUCUGGAUCACUCCUUCUUCCAGGAGGACACAGGUGUCCAUGUGGAGCUGGCUGAAGAGGACGAUGGGGUGAAAUCUAACCUGAAGCUUUGGCUGAGGAUGGAUGACUCCAAGAAUCUGCAUGGGAAGUACAAGGACAACAAUGCCCUGGAGUUCCAUUUUGAGCUUUAUAAGGAUGUGGCUGAAGAAGUUGCCCAGGAAAUGGUAACGCUGGGCUUUGUUUGUGAGGCAGACUACAAACUGGUGGCCAGAGCAGUUCGUGAGAGGGUCCUUUCUAUCAAGCGCCAGCGGGAGAAGGCCAGGCGGGCUCAGGAGGAGCAGAAGAGACAGGAGAUGGUGUUCUCCACACCCCCUCCAAAUAUCCUACAUCUGCUGGAGCUUGGCUCCUCCCCCCUUCUCAGCCCCACCCAGGCCUCCACACCUACAACACCUGGAUCCCGGGAUUCGGCACUUGGGUCAACUUUCCCUCCAGAGCCAGAAGAACCUGAGGUUGACCAACACCAGCCCUUCCUGUACCGGCAUGGCUAUUCUUCUGCCACAUCGGACUGUGAGACUGAUGGCUACCUCAGUUCCUCUGGAUUUGUGGACUUGCCUGAUGUCCCCCAGAGUCUCCCCAGCCCAGUAGCUGCCCCGGAGCCCUCCUUCACUUCUAGCAUUGCAGUGAGCCUGCACCCUGUCUCCACUAGUGACUUCUCUUCCCCCUUGGACAGCUACCCAUCAGAUGUGGCAUCUGGAUUGAGUGACGGCUGUGAAGGUCUGUCUGCUGGAGAAUGCAGAGUGAUGAAGCCUUCGGUCAAACGGGGGUCUGGGAGGCUGCUGAGACGACGUGCUCGUUCUCGCUUACGCAUCACAAAUUUCUCAAACCAAAACGAUCGUGUGGUUGAGUGCCAACUCCAAACUUACAACAGCAAGAUGGUCACCUUUAAGUUUGACCUGGAUGGGGACAGUGCCGAGGAGAUUGCCGCUGUCAUGGUUGCCAAGGAGUUUAUCCUGAAAUCAGAGCAGGAUGGAUUCAUCCGACGAAUCCAUGACAUCGUCCAACAUGUGGAGACCCUCCUGCACAAAGAUGGGAAGAGCAAAGCCCAGGAGGCUGUGGGCAGCCGAGAGAUGCAGGGCCUCUCCUCUCCUCUCCUGGGUGAUGUGAGUGACACAGCUGGCAAACGCUCUGCCCUUCAGUGGUCGCAAGGAAUCCCAGCUGGGAUCCCUUUUGGGAGCCAGAAGCUCUCGCCACUGUGGGGUUGGAGGAGGCAGUUGUGGCUUCUCCAUUCUCUGAAUACCAACCAAAACAACCUCCUUGUCUCCUUUCAGAGCCAGCUACAAGGGCUUUCGCGUUCCAUCUCCUCAUCCUCCUCUUUGAGUGAUCUGAGCUGCUCGAGCCCUGGCCAGUCCAUCUCACCCCUUGGUCAGGCAUCGUUGGUGGGGUCCCUGACUGAGAAUGAGCUCUUCAGCCCAACAAGCACGGAGGCCUUGGGGUUUCCUCUGCUUUCGUUGCCACCCAAAGGUGUCCCUGACAUAGCUGCACAGACCUGGUCCUCUUACCCCAGGAUGCCAACGAUUCCUUGCUACCUGCUCCCAGUGUCCCAACCAGCCUCCCCACCAAGCGCCCUCCUUCCUCCCUUGUCCCUCCCAUCACCUACUGUCCCAUCUGUUGGGCAGCCCCCCCUUAUCCCCCUCUGGACCUCCUCUCCUUCCCCCUCCCCAUCCCUGUUCUCUCUUGCCAAUGUCUUCUCCCUAGCUGCAAUGAGCGUGGCCCAGUCGCUUCUCCCAGCUGUUUCUGGAGCCCCUGCCCAGACGGGCCCUGUCUACACCUCCCCUGUCUCACAGUCCCCGGGGCUUUGCCCACCCAGCCAGGCCACUGCCCAUUUCAUCUACCCAGAGGUGCCCCCUCCCACUAAACCAGCCCAGCUAGUCAACAAGCUCUUUGGGUCACAGGCAUCUCCGCUGCCCUCCAGAACCUCAGCCUUGGAGAGUCCUGACAACUGCCUGCAGGCACCUUCCUCUCCCUGCUCCCAGCUUGGGUCGGAUUCUCCUGCCCCCACCUCCCCUCUUGCCCGGCUCUCCCCCAUCAGUGAAGAGCGCAAGCCGCAGAUUCUGGGCCGCUUCCGCGUGACACCAACACAGGAUGUGGCUGCUGAUAUCCCCUUGAAGGGCGACGGGCCCAACUCCUCUUGUGCCUCAGAGUCGGACAGUGAGUCUCCAGGCAGCACGCUGGUCCAGGAAGCAGAAGAGGGCACCACACCGGUGGCAGAAGGAGAAGGGGAAGGAGAGGUCCAUUCUGGCUCCCACGUCUGGGUGAACUAUCUGUACAGCACCUCUUAUCCAAGCAGCGACGACACAGACAGUGCUGAAGACGACGACGUCUGGGAGGAGUUGCAGCUCUUGCGCCAGAAGCACCUGUCUGAAGUAGAGAUGCUCCAGGCCCAGCAGAAGCAAGAGAUUGAGGAACUCUAUGCCCGCCUGGGCAAGGUGCCGCCUCCUGGCAUCAUGUCCCCUGCUGCCAUGCUCUCCAGCCGCCAGCGCCGUUUCUCCAAGAGCAGCUUCAGCCCCUUCUCACGGCGCAGUAGUCUGCAGCGUCUGGACAUGGGGCAGCCCCAAGGGAUCAUGAGGAGGAAUUCGGUCAGCGGAGGGAGCAGCGGCCUCUCCCAGGAGCAGCGGCCAAGCAAGGGAGUGACCUUUGCCAGUGACGUGGGAUGCCUGUAGCCAUCCUGUCUGUAGACUCUUCCAUGGACUACCUCAGCCUGUUGCUCACCACCCAAGGACAGGAGACUCUGCUAAUGAGCCACGCCCUCCUCAGGAGGAGAUGGAUGCAGCAGCUGCCUUCAGCCACUGGCCACCACCAACUGUGCUGGAGCAGGGGAAGGAACGGAGCCUAGAAAUGGCAGAACAGCCCCUGAGGAAAGCUGCCCGUCCUGAACAAGCAAAGAGAGAACAGUUUCCUACCGCAAGCUGCCCUUUUGUUCAGGGACAUCCUGUGUACAGAAGGCAGGGUGCAUGGGCCUGCAGUGCGAACUCUCAAGGGAGUGAUGCUGUAACAGAAGCAGGGCCACUUGUGCCUAAGAUCAGAGCCGUUGCACUGUGAUGCAGCUCCUUCUGCUCCCAGCCAGAUUAAGGCGGUUUGACGCAGAUGCCUAGGAGGAAGCUGGUAAAGGCAAGCCAUGUAGGUGCCUUGCUUGGCUUAGUUCCCAGAGCUUGCCAAAACCGUUCAGCAGCUGCAGCUGCCCUAAGGAGCAAGCCUGCAGAACAUUAAAGGGACUGGGGGCCCUUUCUUGCAUCCCUUGCCUUAACCCACAGGUUGUGCUCUUGAUAGCUUUGGCACCUCCUCUUUUUACCUUGCCAUGGUGAUGGGAAUUGCCUUCCUAGCUGGGGGUGUGUGUGAUUUAUUUUUACCUAAAGGGGAAUCUGCCGUUUGGAAACAAGCCCUGUUGCUUUUAUCCUUGGGUAUAAUUUUUUAAAAUAAACAAAUCUUUCUUGGUGUGUGCGUGGAAAAA
This is a messenger RNA of Heteronotia binoei (common prickly gecko), 4544 nucleotides long. RefSeq names its product WNK lysine deficient protein kinase 4 (gene WNK4). Bases 1 to 3756 code for a protein of 1251 amino acids. Gene Ontology annotation, molecular function: chloride channel inhibitor activity; potassium channel inhibitor activity; ATP binding. NCBI's taxonomy places the organism in Eukaryota, Metazoa, Chordata, Lepidosauria, Squamata, Gekkonidae. Gene Ontology annotation, biological process: monoatomic ion homeostasis; renal sodium ion absorption; positive regulation of potassium ion import across plasma membrane. The record is from RefSeq and is a predicted model, not a curated record. The transcript has 21 exons. Gene Ontology annotation, cellular component: cytosol; cytoplasm.